Drosophila busckii is the source of this 3165-nucleotide messenger RNA. RefSeq names its product probable Ras GTPase-activating protein. The record is from RefSeq and is a predicted model, not a curated record. NCBI's taxonomy places the organism in Eukaryota, Metazoa, Arthropoda, Insecta, Diptera, Drosophilidae. The coding region runs from base 551 to 3061 and encodes 836 amino acids. The transcript has 2 exons.
ACAACAACAACAAUCAUCAUUAAAUACACAAUGUGACAAUAAAAACAAAAGCUAACAAAAGAAAGCAAAGCUUAAACGGAUUUAAGUUUUGCAAAGUGAUAAAUCAAACAACAACAACAACAACAACAAAAUUAAGCAACACACGUUAUAAACUUGAAAAUUAUUGCACAUUUUACGCUCUUGGUGUUUAAGUGUGCGUGUGCGUGUUCCAAUUCCAGUGUUUCCAAAGUUCAAUCUCACUCACUCACACACACUCUAACACCUUUCUCUUUCACUUACGCUAUCUGUCUCUCUCUUUCUCUCUCACUCUUUCUGUGUGUAUAUUUUUCUCUGUCUAUAUCUAAUUGUCUUUCACUAAGCACCAACAUCAAAUUCACUAAAAAGCAAAGCACCCCAACAACAGCAGGCGCAAUCGAUCGAUACGCAGCAGCAGCAGCAACCACCACCACCGAUAAACGAUAAACCGAUUAACCGCUAACUCUAACCGAUUAACAAACCCGCCCGUUUAACAAAACAAAAGUCCAGAUACCCACGGCAGUAUUACUACCGCAUGGAGCGCGGCACCAGCGGUGGUCAGCAGCAACACCAACAACAACAGUCGCAUCCACAUCAUCAUGAGCAGCAGCAGCAGCAUCACCAGCAGCAAUAUCAGCAGCAACAUGGCGCACGCCAUCAACAUGUUGUUGCGGUGCAUAGCUAUGAUCCGUAUUUGAUAUCGGGCGAUGCGGAUGAGGAGCACACAUCGGGCACAUCGUCCUUUGAUAAUCCCGCCACCAAAAAGAAACCACCCAAGCUGAAGCCCAUCCACCGCUCCCUAUCCAUGGCCAUUGAUAAUUAUGCACCGCUAGCAAGCGAUUUAGAUUUAGACUUAGACGAUGGCUAUCUAGUGCAUGAGCAGCCGCUGAUCCACCGCUCGGCGUCGCCUCUACCCGUGCGCACGUCUGCACCACCGCAGACACUAGCACUCCCAGCACAACAGCAACUCCAACAACAGCAACAUUUAUCCCAACAACACACGCAUGUCUCUACUGUCGGUGGUGGCAGUGGCUCAGUGUCGCCAGCACUGUCCGCACGCCAGCAGCACCACCAUCUGCAGCAGCAACAACAACAGCAGCAGCAACAACAGUUGCAUAUGCACACAUUUCAGCAACUGGCCGCUGCUGCUCGGCAACACCAACAACAACAUCCGCAUGCUCACGGGCAUCCUUCUUAUACGCACCGCCAGCACCACCAGCACACGCACUCGAGCUCCACCAGCUCACCCACCUCGCACGCCGUCAGCCCCGUGCUCGGCAGCAGCCAACAACAACUACAUCAACAGCAGCAACAUCACUUACGCCAGCAGCAGCAGCAACAUCAGCCGGACAUCUAUUUGGUCAGCAGCAGCAGCCUGGGCGAAAAUGUGGGCGGCCUGGGGCUCGGCGGCAUGGGCAUGAGCCUGGGCAGCACAUCACCGAUACAGUUCAUCGAUGUCGAUGAUAUGCUGCCGCCACCAACACGUGCUGCUGCUGUCGCCACACAACACCACCAACAACAGCAACACCAGCUGAAGAAGAAUUUGUUUCGUCGCUCUGAUACUAUUGAUGUGCAUCCGUCUACCAAUUUUCAGAUGAAGAAAACGCAUUCCUUCCACGCUCAACAGGAUCCCGCCGCCAUGGAGCAGAUACAGCUGGCAGUGGCCGCCGGCUCGGCGAGCUCCAGUCGCCGCACCAGCUCGGUGCGUGGCAAUUUUCUAAUGCCCGGUCCGCCGGCCGGCAAGGAGAUCUCACGCUCGCCCUCGCCCAGUCGACGCGGCUGUCGCUCGCAUCGCAGCUUCAAUGACCCCGGGCGACGGCCCAGCAGCAAGCCCGACUCGGUUGUCGAAUCACAAAUCCGACAUCCAUCGUUGAACGAUGAUCUGAUGGAUCCGCUGGAGCAGCACACGCUCUUUCCGCCAACCAAUCUGUCGCUGGAGAACGAGCUGUUUGUCGAGUCGCGCUCGCGCAGCAACAGUCACACCAAAAUGGACGAACUGGGCGUGGCCGAGCUGGCGGCAGCGGCGGUCGCUGUGCGGCGCAUGCGCAAAACCUCCGGCAGCUUCGAGGAGCAGGCCAGCGGCCUUGUCGCCGCCGGCCACAGCGCCACGCAUCCGCCCGCCGCCUCCGCCUCGAACAGCAUCAAGCAGAAGCGCGAGCCGCAUCCACAUUCGCGCCAGCAGAGCACGCACAGUCUGGAGCUGGACGGACGUCCCAGCACCAGCAGCGCAGCAGCGCUGCAACUGCACAGCGCAGCGGCGGCCGCAAGUGCUGCGUAUCACUUCAAGCGCGGCGCUCAGCACGGGCGCUCGCUCUACUUGUCGCCCAGCAAUCUGGAGGAGCUGACAGUGCAUCGGCCGGGCGUGCUGGCCGCCGCUGCCGCAUUUCAGGGCACCAAUGCCAGCGCCAGUGUUAAGCAGGCCAAGGCGCUGCACAGCGCCAGCGUCAGGCUGCGCAGCUAUCGCGAGACGCUGAGCGCCACCAAGAAGUCGAAGAGCUUCAUUGGCGAUGGCAGCACGGCGGGCUUGCCGCCGAGCAGCAGCGAUGACUUUGAGUUGACCUCACCCCACCGACGCAACAGUCGACCGCUGGUGACGCCCGCCAAUGUGGAUGAAAUCAAGCGCAGUCCGCGCCCCAUUGCUGCCGCCGCCGCCGCCGCUGCCUUCAUGGAGGAGAAGCGUCCCUCGUUCGAGCGCAAAUCGUCGCUCAGCUACGAGCAGGAGCUAAGCGAUGCGGCCUUUGCCGCUCAGGUGCUGCGCCCGUUUCAUCACAAGCUCGCAGCCGGACGCAAGGCCUCGCUCAGUGGCGGCUCGCACAAGCUGAAGAAGAAGUCGCUGAGCGAUGAGACCGACGAGGACGAGGAGGCGGAUCGCAAGCGUAAGCGCAUCGUUUGCAUUGUCCUGGCCACAGUGCUGUUGUGUUUGGUCUGCGCCGGCGUCUUUGUUGUCAUCGUUACGCUCACCUCCGGCGGCAGUCAGUCCGGCAAGAAGGCGCACUCGUUCAGCAGGGACACGCCCGUGCACUAUACGGGCAUGCGACCGUCAUGAACAACUUCAACUAAAACACUCAAAGGGGCAACAACAUUGCUGUUUGCUAUUUUCGGUUACACUUCCGUUUCCGCUGCGCUGCAACGACGACGACGACGACGCUU